Dichomitus squalens LYAD-421 SS1 is the source of this 2439-nucleotide messenger RNA. RefSeq names its product iron permease. The coding region runs from base 493 to 2190 and encodes 565 amino acids. NCBI's taxonomy places the organism in Eukaryota, Fungi, Basidiomycota, Agaricomycetes, Polyporales, Polyporaceae. Gene Ontology annotation, cellular component: membrane. Gene Ontology annotation, molecular function: transmembrane transporter activity. Gene Ontology annotation, biological process: transmembrane transport. The transcript is spliced from 7 exons. The record is from RefSeq and is a predicted model, not a curated record.
CUUAUUCUUCAUUCCAUAGUCUUUUUCUGGAUCGCUAGCAUUUGCGUCGACCCCCUUGGUCCCGCUGUCAGCCCACGAUCCGGAUCCGUCUGACACUCCUUCACGUUAUCUGACCUCCGAUCCUCUAUUCUUGCCACGUUCUCGGGCGUUGGCCGCGGUUGAACCAGCCGACGGUUACAGUCGCUUACCGGUUCCAGCCCCGUCACUCCCUCGACAGCAGCGUGCCGGCGUCGCGCCAUGGCGAAUAAUACGAUCGCAAGAAUGGAAGUCAUAAAUGAGUGAGCUCCCCGUUUCGAUCCUGCCUUCCCUUCCUCGAGCCCCGCUCCGUCCCCGACAUCCCUUCCUCCCUCCCCUCCCCCUCUUCCGGCGUCUCUGCGACGCCUACCUUGCUGACCGGCCCCCUCCUCCUCCUCCCUUGCGCGCCCGGCGGCGACGUUGCCGCCACUGUCCAUUCGCUGCAGUUCGACGACCACCCUGUUCUCUCGUCUGGACAUGGACCAUGACGGCAACUCGACGCUCGUGGCCAGCCCGACCCGGCUUCGAGGUGAGGUCCCCGACCUUCCGCCUCUCCUCGGACACCACGAGGGCGACAUCCAGCCCGUGCCUGCCGGGCAACGCGGGCUCACGUUCUAUAUGGUCUUCAUCUCCACGCUCCUCGUGGACAUGCUGUCCGCCAUUGACCUGACCGCCGUCUCGACCGCGCUCCCGACGGUCGUCGAAAGGCUUCACGGCGCGGACUUCAUCUGGGCCGGGGGCGCCUACACGAUCGCGUCCACCGCGGUGCUCCCCCUGGUCGGGGGCCUCGUCGAGGGCUUCGGGCGCAAGAGCGUCCUGCUCGCGUUCGUCUUCGUCUUCUGCGUUGGCUCCGUCCUGUGCGGGGUGGCGGUCAGCAUGCGGAUGCUGAUCAUUGGCCGAGCUAUUCAGGGCCUAGGCAGCGGGGGCAGUAUGUCUGUCACGGAUAUCAUAUUUGCGGACAUGGUGCCUCUACCAGAACGAGGCAAGUUUCAGGGUAUUGCAGCAGCAGUCUGGGCACUAGCUUGUGCCGUUGGGCCUCCCAUCGGCGGCGCCCUCGCCAGCUCGGGCAAGUGGCGCUGGCUGUUCUUCCUCAACCUGCCUCUGUGCGCUGUUGCGACAAUCUUUAUAUGUUUCUUCCUCCACUCUCACGUACCGACUACGAGCUUCAAGUCUAAAUUAUCAUCAAUGGAUUGGACUGGUAAUACUAUAAUUAUAGUCAGCACCGUGCUGGUGCUUCUUGCGCUCACAUGGGGCGGGCAGCGUUUCCAGUGGGUAUCUCCCCAGGUGCUGGUUCCGCUAAUUGUGGGAGCGAUUGGGAUUGUGUUAUUCUUUGUGGCGGAGAGACUAUGGCUUAAGGGCCCCACAAUACCGGAGUUCUUUUUCACUAGCAGGACAGUCCUCAGCGGCUACCUUGGCACCUUCUUCCAUGGGGUCGUCUCUCUCACCGUCGUCUACUAUCUGCCCGUAUACAUUCAAGCCUCGAAAGAUGCAUCUGCGCUGCACUCAGGUAUCGACAUGCUGGGCCUGUCGUUCACCAUCCCCGCGUUCGCGAUCUUCACCGGUAUCUCCGUCGAGAUCUUCAACAAAUACCGGCCACAGAACUACGUCGGCUGGGUGUUCACCAUCGUCGGCUUCGGCCUGCUCACCAUGCUCGACCCGACGAGCGACGCGAAGAUGUUCAUCGGCUUCCAGAUCCCACUCGGCGUCGGGCUCGGCAUCCUCUGGAUCUCGACCCAAUUCCCCAUCCUCGCGCCCCUGCCGUACUCGAACAGCGCGUACGCGCUCGCCUUCUGGAUCUUCGUGCGCAACUUCGCGCAGAGCUGGGGCAUCGUCGUCGGCGGCGCGAUCCUCCAGAACGUCCUCUCCGCGCGCCUCCCGCGCGCGUACACGCGCACGCUCCCGCGCGGCCAGGAGUUCGCGUACUCAAUCAUCCCGCAGAUCCACCGGCUGCAGCAGCCGCUGCAGGGCGAGGUGCGCGUCGCGUUCGCGGACGGGACGCGGCUCAUCUGGUGGGUCAUGCUGAGCAUGUCGGUCGCGGGGCUCCUGACGUGCCUGCUCAUGCGCGAGGAGGAGAUCAAGACAAGCAUGGACGACACGUGGGCGCUGCAGGAGAAGGCUAAGGCCAAGGCGGGCAAGGGGGACCCCGAACACGAGAAGCUUCACGUGGACGUCUGAGUCUGAUGCAGAUCGUGGUGGGGGGUCCGGCGCGAGUACAUCUAACAGAGCUGAUGCUGACUGCUUGUUGACACGACUACUACUCUUUGUCUGGGUUUGGCUUGGGGGGGGGUAUAUCUAAGCUGGGGACUAGUGUCGCUACGUAUUGCUCUCGAUUACUCACCACCACACACUCAUCGUUUCGUACGGAUGUACGGAACACAUUGUAUACUAGCCAAGGUAUUCUAUGCUACUUGAUUUAAUCGAGCC